Messenger RNA from Ornithodoros turicata, 1675 nucleotides. RefSeq lists its product as uncharacterized. Bases 1 to 1599 code for a protein of 532 amino acids. Gene Ontology annotation, biological process: DNA integration. NCBI's taxonomy places the organism in Eukaryota, Metazoa, Arthropoda, Arachnida, Ixodida, Argasidae. The transcript has a single exon. The record is from RefSeq and is a predicted model, not a curated record. Gene Ontology annotation, molecular function: nucleic acid binding.
AUGACAUGGGCUAUCAUACGAUUCGAAGAAUUCUUGCGAGGAUUAAAAUUCACCGUAGAGACAGACCAUCAGCCGUUGAUAACACUGAUGGGUAAAGCCGACCUGGACCUCAUGCCUCCUCGCAUACAGCGUUUUCGUAUCAAGUUGAUGCGAUUUCAGUUUAUGGUGGUCUAUGUUCCAGGACGACUGCUUGCAACGGCUGACACGCUUUCUCGUGCACCUGAUCCAAGAACAACCAUGAAUGAUCGUGAGGCACAUGGGGUUGAACUGUAUGUGGCGGGCAUCGUGGAAAGCAUUCCAGAGGAUACGUGUGUGAGCACAACGGAACUAAAACGAUGCCAGGCUUUGGACAGUGAAUGCGUUCUGCUGUCAAGAUAUUGUAAGCAAGGUUGGCCAAAGCAAAACAAACUUCCACCGCAGGUACAGGAGUACCGCAAGUACCAGGGAGAACUUUCAGUAUGUAAUGACUUGCUGAUGCGAGGAAACUGCAUCGUAGUCCCAACAUCGCAUCGUGAGAAGAUUCUCCAAGUCCUGCAUGAGGGGCAUCAAGGCAUUAAACGAUGCAAGGCACGAGCAAGGGAGAGCGUCUGGUGGCCUUCUCUGGGGAAGCACAUUGCAAGUCUGGUCAGCGGGUGCCAACUGUGUGCACAGAGUCGAAUCCAACGCAGCGAACCGCUCCUAAGCUCGAGCACACCGAGUCUCCCCUGGGAGGAAGUAGGAAUCGACAUUUUCCAUUUGAACGGUACGGACUAUUUACUCAUCGUCGAUUAUCGUUCUCGAUACCCAGAAGUGGUGUCGCUGAAAUCAACCACUUCCUCUAACGUAAUCACCGCAACGAAGAGCAUUUUCGCACGUCACGGCAUACCAAGGACUGUACGGAGCGAUAACGGCCCGCAAUUUGUAGCACGGGAAUUCAAGCAAUUUGCUCGUGUGUACGGAUUCGACCAUGUGACCAGUAGCCCCAGGUACGCGCAAUCUAAUGGCCAAGUGGAGCGAACAGUCCGCACGGUGAAGGGACUCCUCAAGAAGUCGCGGGACCCGUAUCUUGCUUUAUUAGUGUAUCGAGACACCCCAGGUGUAUCAGGAUUGAGCCCGGCCCAGCUCCUGAUGGGGCGACGGUUACAGACGGCUCUCCCGAGAAGUCCACACCUUUUGAAGCCUCUCUGGCGCGACAGAAAAUUCGACAAGAAUGAUAGACGAGCGAAACAGCGCCAGGCAAGCGACUUCAAUCGACGACACGGAGUAGUGCAACUUCGUCCUCUAACUCCUGGUGAGCGAGUCUGGGUACAAGAUGCGGAAUGUACAGCCACAGUCCUGAGCCCAGCCAGGCGACCACGUUCCUACGUUGUCGAGACCACUACAGGGUUGCUGGAACGGAACCGAAAGCAUUUGGUUCCAUUCGAUCGGGGAGACAUCGUGGUGAACGAAAACCAUCCGCCUCUGAACCAGCAACGAUCACCUAUGGCCCGUGACAGUCCAGAAGAGAGCACGAGCGCCGAACAGCAAGCAACCGCUGACCGGCCCACAACCCCUUUGAAUGAAGGACGGAGAACGAGAUAUGGAAGACUUAUUGUUGCGCCGAAGCGCCUCAACUUGUAAGGAGUCUAUUUUGCUUAGACUGAGCUUUCGCAAGCAUUUGUGAUGUAAUUUUGUUACUGUGAUAUUUGGUUGUUAU